Molecule: messenger RNA, 6864 nt
Organism: Danaus plexippus (monarch butterfly)
Lineage: Eukaryota; Metazoa; Arthropoda; Insecta; Lepidoptera; Nymphalidae
Gene: Abca3
Product: phospholipid-transporting ATPase ABCA3
Exons: 30
Coding region: 197-5365 (1722 amino acids)
Biological process (GO): lipid transport; transmembrane transport
Cellular component (GO): membrane; intracellular membrane-bounded organelle
Molecular function (GO): lipid carrier activity; ABC-type transporter activity; ATP hydrolysis activity
Source: RefSeq, a predicted model, not a curated record
UUUGAAUGACAGUAUAUGUCUUGACAUUGACAAAUAAUCAUUUAGAUAAUUAAACGCUGACUAUUGGCCCGCUACUUAGUAUAUUAUAAUUUAUGAUAAAUAAUUUAUUUUGAAUUGAUUGUGGCUUGUGAUUUUCGCUGAAAUUUGAAAAGCUUGUGACUGUGUUGUGAAAUUGUGCAAUGUUUAGUUAACGAAAAUGUCUGCGUUUGAGAAACUGAAACUUCUUAUUUGGAAAAAUUUUCUUUUACAAAAGAGACACAAAUACCAAACACUGUUUGAGAUAGCAUCACCUGUGAUAUUUUCACUAUUUUUAAUAUUAAUACGAUGUCUCGUCGAUCCACAAUCAAAACCCGACACAUCAUACCAGCCUUUUCUUCCGACUUAUUUCAAUAUGAGUGGAAGACAAUUAGGAAAUCUCACGACAGCAAAGAGUGAUGGUACAUUAGCUUUCUCUCCUGAAAAUGCUUUGACCAGGAAAGUUACCAAAGAUGCCAUGGCAAAGGUGGCCUUGGAUAAUCUCAAUGGAUUCAUAGCUCUUCUAUUUGAUCCAAGAGUUUUACCUGAACCUAAAGGAUUCAAUGAUUCAUCUGAACUAGAGGCAGCCCUCUCUAAGCCUAAUGUCAUGAAUCACAUCCUUGUUGGCAUACAGUUUGAUGAUAGUAUGGCCAAUGCUACUGAAUGGCCAGAAGAUAUUAAUGUGACCUUGAGAUUCCCAGCUGUUAUGAGGACUCCAAUGCUAGAACAUCCUUUGAGGAUCAGCUGGAGAACGAAUCUCUUAUUCCCUUUAUUCCCGCAGCCUGGGCCUAGAGUUCCCAAGGACAUGUAUGGUGGUAAAACACCAGGGUAUUCCCCCGAGAUGUUCCUGGCGGUGCAGCACGCUGUGUCGCAGGAGAUAAUAAAACAGAAGACUGGCAAGUCCAUCAACACCAAGGUGUACUUACAACGUCUACCUCAACUGUCUUAUAGACAGGACGAUUUAUUAGUUGCUAUGGAACGAUUUAUAUCUAUGAUCAUUAUGAUGUGCUUCGCUUACACGUUCGUUAACACAGUCAGGGUUGUCACCGCUGAAAAGGAAAUGCAAUUGAAGGAGACAAUGACUAUAAUGGGACUGCCGUCAUGGCUGCAUUGGUUGGCGUGGUUCAUCAAACAAUUCUCUUUCCUAUUAAUAUCUGUUAUCCUCAUGGUCAUAUUGUUUAAGAUUCCCUUCAACUCUACGUCAGACGGCGAAGGGUACGCCGUCCUAACUUUCACACCAUGGAGUGUACUAUUCUUCUUCUUGAUACUAUUCGUGAUCGCCUCAUUGUCUUUCUGUUUUAUGGUCAGCGUGUUCUUCACAAGAGCCAACACAGCGGCGUCGUUCAUGGGCCUGGCUUGGUUCUCGACAUAUUCAGCUUAUAUGUUGACUCAAAUGUUGUAUGAAGACAUAAGUUUAACGACAAAGCUGUUGCUAAGUUUAAUAUCGAACACAGCUAUUGGUUACGCACUCCAGAUGUUGGUAGUCUGUGAGGGAACUUCCAGAGGUUUACAAUGGGACGAGUUCUUUAUGCCGGUAUCCUAUCAUGAUCAGUUCCAGCCGGGUCACGUAGCGCUCAUGUUGGUCCUAGAUUCGAUUCUGUACAUGUUAAUAGCCGUCUACGUAGAGAAAAUUCGGCCGGGUCUAUACGGAGUGCCGUUGCCAUGGUACUUUCCGUUCACGAAAAGUUUUUGGUGUCCCGAUAACACUAAGGUUGCUGCACUAACGAAUAAAGACGGCGUCGAUCAGGAAUACAAGAACGCUUUGUUGAAAGUCAUACACGAUGAGGAACCAAAGGGAAUACCGAUGGGAAUUAAUAUAGAGAAUCUUACAAAAGUAUACAAAGGAAGGAAAAAGGCUGUCGAUAAUUUGAAUCUUAGGAUGUAUGAAAAUGAAAUAACAGUUCUGCUUGGUCACAACGGUGCCGGGAAAACAACAACGAUAUCAAUGCUGACGGGUAUGGUCCCACCAUCAUCCGGCUCGGCCACUAUAAACGGUUACGACAUUACUCGUGAGACGGAACAGGCUCGUAGGUCCAUCGGCAUAUGUCCACAACACAACGUCUUAUUCCCGGACCUGACUGUAGCUGAACAUAUAAUAUUCUACUCAAGAUUGAAAGGAGUCCCCUCCUCGAAGUUACAGGCUGAGGUUGAUCAUUUCGUCAAACUGUUGGAAUUGGAAGAAAAGCGUAAUGUAAUUUCGAAGCAUCUAUCUGGAGGUCAGAAGCGUCGUUUGUCAGUAGGGGCGGCGAUGUGUGGCUCAUCUAGAGUGGUGCUAUUAGAUGAACCAACAUCGGGUCUAGAUCCAGCCGCUAGACGAUCGCUAUGGGACCUACUGCAGAGGGAAAAGAAAGGUCGUACAAUGAUAUUGACGACCCACUUCAUGGAUGAGGCGGAUGUUUUGGGGGAUCGUAUCGCCAUCAUGUCCGGCGGACGCCUCCAGUGUGUCGGUACGCCUUAUUUCUUGAAGAAGCACUACGGCAUCGGAUACAAACUAACCAUAGUUAAACGAGAUAAUUGCAAUGUCAAUGACGUCACACAGUUCUUCAAACCGUUCGUGCCGGAUAUAAGGGAAAAUACCAACAUAGGUGAUUCACAUGGUAUAGGAUUUGGAUGUUUUUUUUUUUUUAUGUGUUCUAAUGUAUCGUUUCAUUCAGGUUCUGAAUUAACGUACAUUCUGCCAAAUGAACACGUCAACAAAUUCCCCGAUAUGCUUAAAAAGUUCGAAGAGGAAAAAGAUAAUUUAAAGAUAUCAAGCUACGGUUUAUCUGUGACGAGUCUGGAGGAAGUUUUUAUGAAAGCCGGAGCUGAGGAGAGCGAUGCAUCAGACAGAAAGAAAAACGGUACAAGUAUGGCAACACACAACGAUUGUGCGGUAGGACCAAUAGAUCGACAUCACGGCAUAUUGGACAAUGAACCGAUACAGAAAGUGAGAGGAUUCAAACUCCUCAGGAACCACAUAAAGGCGAUGUUCCUAAAACUUUGCUAUAACACAAUGAGGAAUAAAUUAGCUUCCUUCAUACAAAUAAUAACACCAAUAAUAAAUAUAUCGAUAUCCGUGUGGAUAGCUCGCUCUUGGAAAUUCAUGUCACAAUUACCACCAUUGGAACUAAGUUUGGAGAGUGGCUUUAGAAAAACUGUCACUUUAGUAUCAGAAGGGACGAACUUAACUGAUAACAGCAUAGAAAGGAGAGCGAUGAUGGCUUAUAAGGACUAUUUCAAAAGCAGUUCAGAUCCGACAAUGUUAUUGACUGAUAUCGGAAGAUUGGAUUUAUCCAAGUUCUAUUUGAAAUUGCUUCAAGCGGAUUUGCCAAGGGUCCGUUAUGAGAACUUAGUUGGGGCUACGUUCGCACCUCAACGUAUAACAGCGUGGUUCAGUAACUAUGGUUACCACGACUCGGCUAUAUCACUCGCCAUGGCCAAUAAUGCCAUCAUGGGAGCUCUAUCACCAGGGAGUUCCUUAAAAUUUAUCAACCAUCCCCUGCCCUACUCCAUCGAAAAUUUGGUCCGCGUGAUGGCGAGCGGCAGCAGUAUGGGCUUCCAGUUCGCGUUUAAUAUUGGAUUCUGUAUGGCUUUUGUUACAUCUUUUUUGGUUCUCUUCGCUAUUAAGGAACGUGUAAGUGGCGCGAAGCUCCUCCAGCGAGUGUCGGGAGUACGUCCCGUAAUAAUGUGGACAACCGCCCUUAUAUGGGAUUGGUUCUGGCUGUUCAUAGUGUUCAUAGCGAUCAUAGUCACACUUGGACUCUUCCAGGAGAACACAUUAGCGACACCGGCUGAAUUAGGGAGGGUGAUGUUGGUGCUGAUUAUAUUCGCCUUUGCAAUGAUCCCGUUGCACUAUUUAGCGUCUUUUUAUUUCGAAGCAUCAGCGACUGGUUUCUCAAAAAUGUGCUUCAUCAAUAUAUUCUCAGGUUGUAUGCCUUUCUUAAUAACGGAAGUGCUGAGGUUACCGGAAGUCGGUAAUCCGUACUACGCCCAUAUAUUUGACUGGGUCUUCUCGCCUUUACCCAUAUACUGUAUCAGUAGGAGCUUCAGGGAUAUGAGCGUGUCUGCGUUCUCUCUGCUGGCGUGUGACGCUCUCUGCGCCCAGCUCCCCGGAGUGAACUGUACCCGGUUCACGGUCUGCACGAAACUCAACGUCUCGGUUUGUUGUAUGGAGGACGAUCCCUUCCUGAGAUGGAGUGAACCAGGCAUCGGUCGUUAUCUCUUCACGAUGACUCUAGUCGGACUAAUCUCGUUCACGAUACUACUUAUAAAAGAAUACGAAAUAUUGAAUAAGGUAUUCUAUUCCGAGAGCAAGCACGGCCUACCUGCUUUAGUAGCUGAUGAAGACAGCGAUGUUGCUAACGAAAGACAAACCGUGAGGGCGUUCACUAGAAACGAAUUGACGCAGCACAGUCUCGUGUGUAGAGACUUAACUAAGUACUAUAAGGACUUCCUGGCGGUCAACAGACUUAGUUUCGCGGUACAUAAGGGUGAAUGCUUCGGCCUUUUGGGGAUUAACGGCGCGGGGAAGACGAGCACGUUCAGAAUGCUUACCGGAGACUCCAGGCUGAGUUGUGGAGACGCUUACGUACACGGACUGUCGCUCAAGACGCGUAUACAGGAUGUUCACAGACACAUCGGAUAUUGUCCGCAAUUCGACGCGUUGUUGGAGAAUCUAACAGCACGAGAAACUUUAAAGAUAUUCUGUCUCCUGCGUGGUAUACCUGUUAAAGUUGGAUCCGCGAGGGCCAUACAGUUGGCAGAAAUGUUGGGAUUCUUGAGACAUUACGAUAAAAAGGUUCACGAAUGUAGUGGUGGCACUAAAAGGAAAAUUAGUACAGCACUAGCACUCCUUGGGGAUUCACCUCUAGUGUUCCUUGACGAACCAACCACAGGCAUGGAUCCUGCCUCAAAGCGUUUAGUGUGGCGCUGUGUUAGCGAGGCAGCGGCCGGAGGAAGAAGCGUGGUCCUUACGUCGCACAGUAUGGAAGAAUGUGAGGCGCUGUGUUCGCGUUUAACGGUCAUGGUAAAUGGCCAACUGUACUGCCUCGGACCUCUUCAGCAUCUCAAGAAUAAAUUCUCACAAGGUUACACACUUAUCGUGAAAUGUUCGUCCGGCGCAGACAGAGAUGCCACUGUAGCGAAAAUAAACCAAUACGUCACGGACAACUUUCGGGACGCUAAACUUAUUGAGACGUACCUGGGCAUAAGUACUUAUUAUCUGAACGACCAAGACCUUCCGUGGUGGAGAGUUUUUCAUCUCAUGGAAGAAGCCAGAAGCCAGUUCCCCAUAGAAGACUAUUCUGUAUCUCAGACCACGCUGGAGCAAGUGUUCCUGCGCUUCACCAGGAAUCAGGGUCGAGGGGAUUAGCACUAUAUAAUGGAAUAGAACUCGCAUAUGGUUUUAGUUAUCAUAGUGAUGCCAGUAUUGCCCUAUUUACUUAAUACGGAACUAGCAGCCAAUACAAGGUCGGGUACCACGUUCAAUCGAUUCUGAACCUUAUUAAUAAUUAAAGUCUAAUCGGCUGCGGUGUAUCCAAAACGAAAACAGUAUUGCCUAUUUACUUAAACAUCAUUAUCGAUAAAAAUUAAAAAAAUACCACAAUAAUUGUGAGCGAAGCUCAAAUAACAUAAAUGACGUAAUUUCAACCUUCAAAUUUUGAGUGCCGAUGUGCACCUGAACUCCUUAUCUGCGUCCUUAGUUCUGAUAAGAUAAAAUGGUAAAAAUAAAAGAUUUAAAAUUUGUACCCAUCUAUUUAAUAAUAUUUUCUCAUUUACGUGUAUUAAUGUUUAGAUAUGUAUAUGUAAAGUUUAUAUCUCGUAUUCACGAAGCUAGCUUUUACAGCUGGUCUAUAUUUAAGUACAGAAGCAUUUUACAUUUAAAUCUGUUAAUGUCACAAUGACGUCUCAGAAUACUCAUAGUGUUCAAAGUACUGCAGUUUAAAUUUUCAUACAGGCUGCUUACUUUCUAAGACUGAAAGUGUAGAUACCGAUGAAGUUCGUUCAGAAAUGUUAUAUACGUAAUAAACAUAAUGUUGAUGUCUGCGUUUUCACAACUGUGCUCUUAAAAAUAUUCACCAAUCGGAAGAGCUCGUUUUUAAACAUUCUUAUUCUUAUUACAAAAUGGAGCCUUCCUAUUGGUGGGAUUAUUUUUCGUACAUACAUACGUAAACCGGAAUAUGUACAGAGAAAACGCACGUCAUAUUCUGUCGGAUAGCUUUGCUAGCAAUAAAUUUUUUCGUAUUUCAAGUACCUAUAUAAAAUUUAUGUGAUGUGCUUUCUGCGUUUGGAUGGUUGUUGAAAAUUUUUUAUAAAUUCGUUAUAAAAUUUAUAUGAGAUCACUGAAUGUAAUAACGAUGUCAUUAUAAUGAUGUUGUUAUGAUUAAUUUUUAUAAUUAUUUUAGUAUAUUUUUAUAUAAGUAGUCAAUGAAUUGCUGUCAGUAUUUUGCUUAAAGCAAUGUGCUUGUUUACAAAUGUGAUAUGAGAACGCGUCGAGCCGUGCUCCGUUCAUUUCUUGUUCAAACCCAUAACGGUUUUAUACUUUAAAGAAGGGUAUUAAAAUAUUUAUUAUUUUGCUACUUUAUGUAAUUUAAAAGUACACUCGUAUUUAAGUAAUAAAUUAGUUCCUAAUAAACUAAAAGUUUGAACGAUCCACGAAAGUUAUGUUGUAUUCAAUCUACAGCCUUAUUUAUUCAAAUUAUAUUUAUUAUUAUUUCAAAGCGACGUUUUUUAUAAAUAUUCUCAUACUACAUACAAUGCUUUCGAUUUCUCACGAUUUGGUGUUACGGAGCGAUAUUUUUAAUGUGUGCGCAUGUUUUGUAGAUAGGUAUACAUUUUUUUUUUUAUUAAAUAAAAUAUAUCGUGUAUAAA